Impatiens glandulifera is the source of this 1599-nucleotide messenger RNA. Its product is annotated as DNA-directed RNA polymerase I subunit RPA49. Gene Ontology annotation, molecular function: DNA binding. Lineage: Eukaryota; Viridiplantae; Streptophyta; Magnoliopsida; Ericales; Balsaminaceae. The coding region runs from base 74 to 1402 and encodes 442 amino acids. Gene Ontology annotation, cellular component: RNA polymerase I complex. Gene Ontology annotation, biological process: nucleolar large rRNA transcription by RNA polymerase I; transcription elongation by RNA polymerase I; RNA polymerase I preinitiation complex assembly. The transcript has 4 exons. The record is from RefSeq and is a predicted model, not a curated record.
CCACAAUAUUUUCAGCCGUCGCUCUCCUCUCAUACUCAGAAAUAAACUCACAGCCGCUCUCCUAGCAUCUCUAAUGUCUCAAUACAGUCGAGAUAUUCUAUCGGAAGAAGAAAAGUGGAGGAAAAAGAUGAAGAAAAGAAAAUUGAAAGAAGCGAAGAUUGAGGCAAUGGACGUGGAUGAGGAGGAGCAGGGGAUGAACGAGAUGCUGGAAAGAAAGGAAGAAGAUGAAAUAAAAUUGAAGGUGGAGAUCCUCGGUGAACAACCUGACAAGAUUUCCCCUAUUGUCGGUUAUUUUCCUUCUGGAUUCGACCCUCUCAAGAAGCAACAUGGGCCGCCUCCAGAAAUUAGGGUUUUUAGGAACACGAAGAGAACACAAAGGUUGCAGCUUGUUGUAACCCCUAACCAGUCACAGGUAGACUUCAUCGGACACAGCCAUUCAAGUGAGAUCGCAGCCGGAAGUCAGUGCAACUAUGCUCUUGGUGUUUUAGACAAGGAGACGGGGAUCCUGAAAAUUGUUCCUAUUGCUUCAAAUAAGAUAUUUAGACUUGAACCGAAAAUCCAAGGUCUUGAUGAAUCUGAUAAAGGACCUGCAAAGGAGGAACUUACUGAAGAUAAGAAAGCACACAUACAAAGAGAACGGUUGCUCAUGUAUGAAACGAAGAGGGCGAUAAACAAGGACAAGAAGAAGGAUGCUAUAUACAAAAAGGACGAUCCAAGUACUCAGGAGAAUAUGGAAGUGAAGCUGAAGAAGAUAAAAAUAAACAAGGAAGUUCUAGAGAGUGCUGGUUCUCAGAAUUAUCGUAACAUUCCAUUCCACGAUGUUAAUGCUACGACUCCAGACUCUGCAUAUCCUCUAGACAAGAUCAUAUUGAAUUCUGAUUGGGAUUUCCUUAUUGAUGUCCUUGAGUACGUUCAAAGUGGGGAGGGCUUGACUCAAUACUACCCAACCUUUGUCCGCAACAGAGCUCAUAAAUUGCCAUCUAUUAAGGAUGAUUUUGAGAAGAGCAAAAUUGCUGGGUUGUUCUCGUUCAUUACUCAUCUAAUAAAGUUCAAAGACAAACAUUCAUUCGAAGGAGCAUCUUCUGCUAAGAAUCAUAUAAUUCCGGCCCAGAUUUAUCAGAGAUUUAACUCACUGUUUGCUGAGUCUGAUUCGAAGAGGCUUCUGGAUGAGAAGAGGAAUCUCCUCAUAAGUCAUGUAUUGGUCCUCACACUCUUUGCCGACGAUUUCAAAAGUGAUAUGGCCGAUAUAGCCAAGGACUUGAGAAUGACAGCUGUAGAGUUGAGGCGCCAUUUCGAGAACUUGGGCUGCAAACUUAAGAGAGAGGGAACUGCAUUGUGGGCUACACUUCCUGUACCACUCACCUUCCCUCAGAUUAAAGGAAAGAGGAGAAACAACAAAUAGCCAAAUUAGCAUCCCAAUUGAUUUAUAUAAAAAAGUUUUUGGUUUCUUUCCCUCAAUGAUCUCUUAAACUUGCUUCAGAUUUUCAAAUUGUUGUUCCUUACUUAUAUUGUUGCCCUUAAUGGUUUGUGGGAUAUUCAAAUCAUUCCUUAUUUUAAUUAGAGCCUUAGAUGAAUGAACUAUAUUUGUUUUAUCCAUUA